Molecule: messenger RNA, 1269 nt
Organism: Condylostylus longicornis
Lineage: Eukaryota; Metazoa; Arthropoda; Insecta; Diptera; Dolichopodidae
Product: UDP-GlcNAc:betaGal beta-1,3-N-acetylglucosaminyltransferase-like protein 1
Exons: 4
Coding region: 96-1259 (387 amino acids)
Source: RefSeq, a predicted model, not a curated record
UUCACACUAAAACCCUAUUUCAGACAAUUCAAUGACAGCUGGCAUCUUGAUAAUGCGUUUGUUCUUAUUCUCGAACUGAUGUAAAUAAAUAACAUAUGUGCGAUAUUGUGUCUGUGAUUAUAACAAUUUUUAACGGUGAAAAAUGGGUUGAAAGUUGUUUUAAAUCUAUUCUAAGUCAAAAAAUUUCACUUGAUUCCUCAGAAGAUUAUAAUCAUAAUUGUGACUGUAAUUCCCAUGAAAUUUCAUAUCAAAAAUUAAAUCAUAAAAAAUGUAAUACAUAUUUUUAUACAAUUCCAUUAAUAAAAAUUGAAUUGUGUAUUUUUGACGAUGCAAGCACGGAUAAUACUCUUAAACUUCUUAAUCAAUGGGAAGAAAUUUUUAAAAAUCAUAAUAUAGAUGUAAAAAUAUUUCGAAAUACAACCGGUAAACCAAAAGGUGUUGGCUACGGUAGAAAUGUUGCAAUUAAAAAAUCAAUAGGAGAAUAUUUAUGUUUUCAAGACAUUGAUGAUAUUAUGUUUCCUAAUCGGAUAAUUAAUCAAUACAUUUUAGCUAAAGAAAAUAAAAAUUCUAUAAUUGGCAGUAAAUUUAUUCGUAUACCUGAAAAUUCAACAAAUCGUUUUCAACGUUGGGCAAAUAAUUUACCUGAAAGUAAAUUAAAUUUACAAGUUUAUACUUCGAAUGGUCCAACUAUUAUUAUGCCAACAUGGUUUUGUCAUCGAUAUGUUUAUGAUGCUGUACCUGAUGGAUUCUCUGAGAAUGGUAAAGGUACUCCAGAAGAUUUAAUAUUCUUUUAUAAACAUUUAGAUAAUGGUGGAAAUGUUAUACGUUCAAAUGAAAUUCUCUUAAUAUAUCGUUAUCAUCUGAGUGCAACAACAUUUUCUGUAUCAGAAGAAACAAUAUGGCAAAUUCGUUUAAAAAGACUGAUUAAUAAUGUUUUAUGCACAAAAGAAUGGUUAAAUGGUUUUACAAUAUGGAAUGCCGGUAAACAGGGUAGAAAACUGUUUCGUGAUAUUCCUGAUGAAUUUAAAAGAAUCGUUAGAGCUUUCUGUGAUGUUGAUCAAAAAAAAAUUGAUCAAAAAUAUAAUUAUUUUGAUAAAAAUAAGCGUCAAGUAACAUACUCAAUACCAAUAAUUCAUUUUGAAAAAAUUAAGCCACCAAUUAUAAUAUGCAUGAAACUAGAUCUAACGAAUGGAAUCUUUGAGAAAAAUCUUAAAAGUCUUAAUUUAAAUGAAGGAAAAGAUUAUAUCAUUUUCUCAUAAAUUAAUUUUA